CUCUCUCUUCUCCCUCCCUCUCUUCCAUUCAUUAAGAGUUGACUCUCUCUCUCUCUCUCUCUCUCUCUCUUGCUUCGGCAACUGCUUCAUUCACUCCCUCCCUUGCUUUCUUUUCCGCGUGCUGGCACGUCUUGGCCGAUACGUCAAUCACCUCAGACUUGCUGCCUGACACACGCCUUGCCCUUGCACUUGCAUUCGUCUGCAUCAUCAACAAUUCUUCAAUUCCUACUCUCCCUUCAACCACUUCUUCUUUCCCUUCCGGACAGGAUCCACUCUGUAAUUCAUCAUGAAGUCCUUCUUUACUCUUACAGCUAGCCUUUUGGCGGCUAGCUCCUCACUCGUUGCUGCUUUCCCCAACCCAGGCUUCAUCAACAAACAAACGCUCCCUAGCAACCACUCCACAGAAGUCAAGGAGUACAUUGUCACUUGGUGGCGUAACGAGACUGUGCCCGAGCCCAUUGAAAGGUACAUGGAUGCCCUUGAGCUCAACAAGAAUGGCGAUGCAAUUCUCUUCGAGUCGAGCCCAGGCGUCAACCCCCGUGUUGUUGUUCUCAAGAUGUGUGACGAGCAUGCUGCCAUCUUCAAGACCAUGGCAGAGAUCAAUGUUGUUGAGGAAAAGGCCGAGGUCAAGUCGUUUGUCGAGCAGCGUCAAGGCUCCCCAUGGGGCCUCGAGCGCAUCUCUAGCGCCCAAGGCCCCUCAGGCUCUCCCCAAGGCCAGGACUUUACCUACUCUUUCAACGACUCUACUCUCGGUGCUGGUGUCGAUAUCUACGUCAUUGACACUGGUGUGCGAACUUCCCACGCUGUCUUCACUGGUCGUGCUGUCCAGGGUUUCACCGCUACCGGUUCUUUUGUCGACGGUGACGGUCACGGCACUCACGUUGCUGGUACUGCUGGUGGCGCCAAGUUUGGUGUUGCCCAGGGUGCCAACAUCAUCGAAGUCAAGGUUCUUGGAGACGAUGGAUCCGGUGCUUCUUCCGACACCAUCAGGGGUAUGGAUUGGGUCAUUGCCAGGCACAACAAGCGCAAGACUGAGCCCGGCUUCAUCGGUUCCAUUAUGAGCAUGUCAUGGGGUCUCCAGGGCUUUGCCAACUCCGUCGACGAGGUCAUUACCGGUGCCUCUGAGGCUGGCAUCCACGUCUCCGUUGCCGCUGGAAACGACGGCCAGGACGCCUGCGGAAGCACUCCCGCCCAUCUCGGCGGUGCCAACUCUAACGUUGUAACUGUCGGCUCCGUCAACAUCAACAACCAAGUCUCCAGCUUCUCCAACAACGGCCGCUGCGUUGACAUCUACGCCCCUGGCGAGCAAAUCCUCAGCUCCUGGUCCACCGGCGACAACGUCAUCAACUUCCUCUCCGGCACCUCCAUGGCCUGCCCCCACACCACGGGUGUCAUGGCCGUCCUCAUGACCCAAGACGUUGCAGGCCUCGGCCAGAACCCCGCCGCCCUCAAGGCCAAACUUCUCGCUACCGCCCGCAAGAACGACAUCUCCGGUAACCUCGCCGGCAGCCCUAACCUCCUCCUCAGCAAUGGCGUCAACGGAAACGUUGCCCAGCGCCUUGUCAAGAACUAUGUUGUCCCCGACCACAGCGGCCUCAACGGCAGCCCUGCUGCUCGCGCCGCCGCCCGCAUGGCAGAGGCCGCGCCCAUCGAUAAGCGCUUCGAGCUCCACUCGCGCGAUGUCCAGCUCCGUUUUUAAGAAGAUGAGGUAGAACUUUAGCCUAGCGUGGGCUUCACUACUAUUCACACCUAACCAAGAAAAAUGAGAGAGAGUUUUAGAGAU
Molecule: messenger RNA, 1783 nt
Organism: Bipolaris sorokiniana ND90Pr
Lineage: Eukaryota; Fungi; Ascomycota; Dothideomycetes; Pleosporales; Pleosporaceae
Exons: 2
Coding region: 287-1699 (470 amino acids)
Biological process (GO): proteolysis
Molecular function (GO): serine-type endopeptidase activity
Source: RefSeq, a predicted model, not a curated record